Sorghum bicolor (sorghum) is the source of this 1157-nucleotide messenger RNA. Its product is annotated as ankyrin repeat and SAM domain-containing protein 6. Gene Ontology annotation, molecular function: protein binding. Bases 145 to 909 code for a protein of 254 amino acids. The record is from RefSeq and is a predicted model, not a curated record. The transcript has 6 exons. Lineage: Eukaryota; Viridiplantae; Streptophyta; Magnoliopsida; Poales; Poaceae.
CUCUCUCCACGACUCCACCGAUCCUCUGUCCUCUGUCCUCUCCCCACCUCCUUGUAUUCCUCCUCUCCUUCUCGCCGACGGAACCCUACGCGCACGCGCUCCCAAGCCCUCGCCGCCGACGCUGCCGCCGACGCCGCAGUCGCGAUGUACGCCGACAGGACCUCGGGGCGGAAGCGCUCUGUAAUGGACCGCCUCGGGUCGGGCGGCGCCUCGCGCUCGCGGUCUGAUGACGCAAAAAGGUUUCGCCGGGAUGAUGGGACGUGGAGACGUGAGCUUUAUAAGGAUUCUAGAGGAACCCAAACUUCAUCUGAACCUACUUUAAGAAAUCUGCAAUCGAACCAAAAAUCUCAAGUGCAGAAAAGGAUUGAGGUUGUGAAGAAAUCACCAGUUUCAGAUCUCCGUGAAAAGUUAUCUGGUGUACCAAACCAGCGCCCUCAACUUAGCAGUACUGUUCAGGUGCCAAAACCUGUAAAAGAGGUUAUUAAGAGCGACAAGCCUGUUCAAAAGAGAGACCCCCCUCCAGCUGCUGCCCCAAUUGUCAUUAAGAAAGUCAGUGCACCUGCACCUGAACCAGCACCGUCUGCACUACCAAAGCAAUCCCAGGACAAGGUUGAUGCUUCGCUUGACAGUUUACUGAAGUCUCUUGAUCUAGAGAAGUAUUUGAUAAAUUUCCAGGCUGAAGAGGUUGAUAUGAAAGCACUGGUUUACAUGAACGAAGAAGAUAUGAAGUCUUUAGGAAUUCCAAUGGUACUGCAAGGACUUUGCCUCUUUCUUACUUGCCUUUUUCUUUCCCCAACUAGGGUCCCAGGAAAAAGAUACUAUCAGCAUUGGCUCACAGAAAGAGGAAGUCUUCGAAGUCAUUGCCUACCAGUGCCAGUUGAGGCAUCUUUAAGCUUGUGUGGUAGCUAGACAACUUGUUGAUCUUGGAUAUGUGCAAGGGCAUCAUUGAGACUUGCAGAAUUAACUCUACUGACGAGCAAGAUUCCUAUCCAUCAAGGCUGAGGCGGUGUAUAAAUUGAGAACUCCGUGAUGUUGGUAGCGCUUGAAGGCAACUAACUGGUUGUUGAUGUACCUAUUCUGUGUUUUCUGGAAUAUUUGUUGACCAUUGGGUGUUAAUUCAUGAUGAUGCCUUGGGGAUUGUUUCCCCUUUCUCUUGC